AUGGACGUUACGGACAAGUUCCAACAGAUCAUCGUCAGCAAGCCAUUUUCUACGUUUGAAAACUUCCAACAGACUUUAAAACUGUUUACAGAGGUUUGUUCUAUGCUCGUGAACGUGAACCGUUGUAGUUAACAGGAAGCCAAUUUACGAUUAAGAGACGAAUGCGACACAAAACAAACGCACCGAUGAGAGACGCGCAUAUUUUCCGUUGCGUUACCUAUGCGUGCAUUUGCACGUUUUCUACAGAGUGUGAGGUCUUCUUCCACAUUGAGUCGAAGGGCAAGUGUAUCCGCGUUACCCAAUUUUACAUGACACACAACCACGAAGUUAUUUACAACCCCGCCUUUGAAGAAGGCGAGUUUUAUCUUUUAUGUUUUACUAUAGUCUUUUAAACUACAGACGACAAUAGGUAUGACGUGCAGUGCGAUCUCACCGACCAGUUCGAAGAAAUGUUCCCUGUAAAGUGCUUCGAUACGUUCGACGAGUUUUGGAAUCGGUUGAAAGAAUUUCAGGCGGUAAGCAAGUAUUUCGUUUCGGGUUCUCAUUUAUUUCAGAAAACAGGGAGUAUAUACAUAAAGCACAAUGCAUGCAGAUGGCCAGCCACCGCUCUUGACAAAGCUCACCUCGUGUAUAGGGUCGUCAAAAUCGAGUGUGUGCAUUACGGCCGCCACGAAUACAAAUCAAACCAGCCUAAUAUAAAGUAACAGUCGUUUAUUUGGACUCUCGGAUUCUGCGUAGGAUGAGUUGCAAAAUCGGGUGCAAGUCCUGUAUUCGCGUUACAUCUGGGACUGGUCGUGUCGUCAUUGGCAAAUUUAAUAUGAAGCACAAUCAUCCAGUGCCAAUCGAAAGCGCCAUACAGUAUCCGUUAAACACCCUCUUGGCAGACGAACGCAAGGUACGGGCUGCCUACCUAUAUAGACCCAUUCUUAGAGAAACUCAGAGUACCACGUUCAGGCCGACGUCACUACGGAAUUUGUAGAGACCUUUGCAUCCGGCAGGUUCUCGACUUAUAAUGAUUUCCUGCUCCGCUUGGAGGAGUUUCAGCAGGUUUUCCCUUUUCCCCUAUCUUAUGUCUCAGGUAACCGGUUUCUAUUACAGCAAACGGAAUUCGGACUUAUGGCCUCCUGACGCGGUGAACAAGCAGCAUUUGAAGUAUAAAUUUGCAGUUUUCGAUUGUGUCCAUUAUGGCUAUACUCACAGCAAUCGAAGACAGAGGAAUACCCCGAGAAGAGCUGGGUUUUGGUUUGUACUCCCGUACUGUUUUCGAUUAAAUUAGUUUUAGAAAUAAAUUCGGCUGCAGAUCCACGUUACGGAUCUCAACUGCUAAGGGUUAUGUUGAGAUUCUAA
This is a messenger RNA of Spirometra erinaceieuropaei, 1347 nucleotides long. Lineage: Eukaryota; Metazoa; Platyhelminthes; Cestoda; Diphyllobothriidea; Diphyllobothriidae. The record is from the annotation of a GenBank genome assembly.